Messenger RNA from Helianthus annuus (common sunflower), 2453 nucleotides. Its product is annotated as probable LRR receptor-like serine/threonine-protein kinase At1g56130. NCBI's taxonomy places the organism in Eukaryota, Viridiplantae, Streptophyta, Magnoliopsida, Asterales, Asteraceae. The coding region runs from base 467 to 2305 and encodes 612 amino acids. Gene Ontology annotation, cellular component: plasma membrane; plasmodesma. The record is from RefSeq and is a predicted model, not a curated record. The transcript is spliced from 5 exons. Gene Ontology annotation, molecular function: ATP binding; carbohydrate binding; transmembrane receptor protein tyrosine kinase activity. Gene Ontology annotation, biological process: protein autophosphorylation.
AAAUAUGUUAUCAAAAACCUCCAUGGGAUCACUGCAAGUACCAAACCAAGACACUCCCAGUCUCCCACCGUCACCCAACCUGAAACCAUUCAACCAAACCACAUUAUUUGAAAUCAUAAUCAUAAUCAAAUAAUCAAUUCAAAACGUAAUCCCAAACACCCUUUAAACUGCCUCCCCUGAUUCAUCAUCAUAUAAGUUAAAAGGACCAAUUUACAAAAUGAGGCAAAGAUAAAGCCCUCACUUCACUUCACUUCACUUCAUAUAAGUUAAUCGAAUAACACCCCCAUCCUCCAUCUCCAUCCCGCUCUCUGUUCAUCUCUUUGUUUCAAUUCAUAUUAAUAGCGAUGGCUGGCAGAUUCUCUCACAACUCACAGAUCAACUGCCGUACGAUCUUUGUGGUUCCAAUCCACAGUGAAUUAGCUAGCCCUAGUUGGAUUUUCAUUUUAGCUACAAUAAUAUUGUCACCAUGGAAAGAGUACAACACUUAAAAAUUCCUCUCGAAGAGAUCAAAUCGGGAACCAACAACUUUAGUGAUCAAAAUCUUAUUGCAAGAGGCGGGUUUGGAAAUGUAUAUAUAGGCAAACUCACCAUAUCUGGGCACCAAACUACCGUCGCUGUUAAGAGGCUUGACCGUACACAUGGACAAGGGGUUCAUGAGUUCUUGAUGGAAAUUCAAAUGCUUACGUGUUAUAAGCAUGAAAACCUCAUUACUCUUGUUGGUUUUUGUGAAGAAAGUGGAGAAUGUAUUCUUGUUUAUGAGCAUGCAAAACAUGGAAGUCUAGACAAAUAUCUAAGCGACGAUAAGCUCUCGUGGGUGCAACGUCUCAAAAUAAGCAUUGGCGCAGCUCGUGGUUUCAAUUACCUUCAUAAUGAUGUGGGACCCCAACACAGGGUCUUGCAUCGGGACAUAAAGAGCUCAAACAUUCUACUAAACGAGAAUUGGGAAGCAAAAGUAUCUGAUUUUGGAUUGUCAAAAAUUGGCCCUUCUAAUGUUGAGUUCACAUUUCUCGUGACUCGUGCUUGUGGUACUUUCGGCUAUAUUGAUCCUGAGUAUAGGAAAACCGGCAUUCUUACCAAAGAAUCAGACGUGUAUUCGUUUGGGGUGGUCCUAUUUGAAAUAUUGUGUGGAAGGCUUGCACUUGUUAAUAAAUAUCAAGAUGAACGUCGGUUUCUAGAUUCACUUGCACCACGAGCUUGUGAACAACAUAGUUUAGAUGAGAUAACCCUUCCUAGUAUCCGGCAUGAUAUGAAGGAAUCUUCCUUUAACAUUUACUCUAUGGUAGCAUAUCAAUGUUUGAAAGAAAACCGUGUUGAACGGCCAACGAUGGCAUGGAUAGUUGAGAAACUCGAAGAGGCAUUAAAGCUUCAAGUUGAUAGCAAAGUUGCAGGAUUCAUUCGGGUAGGACCUUGGGGAAAACAAAGUGGAGAUCCUAUGAAUAGCUGGUCUUUUGAACUUGGGCCAGGUCUUAGGAUGCAAAAGAUAGUUAUUGAUUAUGGUAAUGAUGUGAUACACUCUCUCAUGUUCAUUGCUGAAUGUCAGGGUGUUUUGCACACGUCUAAGAAGCUUGGUGGUUUGGCUGGGGGACAAACAGUUUCCGAGGUCAAGUUUGAUUUUGACGAGGAAAUUAUUGGUAUGAAUGGAAGCAUUGGUGCUCAAGAUAGUGACACAAUAAUUUCGUCACUUUCUUUUAUAACGAACAAGAGAACCCAUGGUCCUUUUGGUCGACCAUCCAACUCCGUUUUCUCAAUACCGUUGGAGAAAGGGUCAUUAGUUGGAUUCUACGGUUUUGCUGGUAAUUAUAUUGAUGGGAUCGGUGUCUAUGUGAAAGCCUAUGAUGAAAUCACGAGGGUGGGAACAUGGGGAGGGCGUUAUGUUGAACCGCGGCCACCGAAUACUUGGCACUUCCAACUACAGAGAAAUCAUCAUUUGAAAAAUAUAACCAUUGAACAUGGCGAUCUCAUCUAUUCUCUAAUGUUCACCACACAAUAUAGAGGGUUAACGCACACUUCUGCAAAAGCCGGUGGUUGGAAUGGCGGGGAAAAACUUUCUAAGGUAACACUCGACUGGAAUGAAGAAAUUAUUGCUAUUAGUGGAACAGUUGCAAAGUCAAGGGGAAAAUAUGCGGGUUACACGAUCAUUUCAUCAAUAUCAUUUGUGACGAUCAAAGAAACCUAUGGUCCAUUUGGUACCAUAAGAGGGACGCCUUUUACGGUACCAUGGGAAGUUGGUUCAUUUGCUGGUUUUUACGGCCUGUGUGGGUAUUAUAUUGAUGGGAUUGGCGUCUAUUUGAAGCCUAAAAACUAGAAUACGGAAAAACAACUUUUUUCAUAUUCAUUUUCGGAUAAUUGCUUUGUUGGUGGAUCGUCUAAAAAAAUUCAUGUAACCAUUGAACAUGGUGAUCUCAUGUUUUGCUGGUAAUUAUAUUGAUGGGAUCGGUGUCUGUGUAAUCCUA